AUGAUGCACGAAGUGCUGAUAGCCCUUGCGGGCUUCCCGGGGGACGUCUUCGUCUACGAGACACCAGAGAUUCCGCGCGAAGAAGCGGCGCUGCUGCGCGGCUCCUCCGCGGCGCCGCCGGCGCCUGCCUCGUCGCUUGCCGCAGACGCCUCUGCAGACGAGGCCAGCCGCGCAGGCGGAUUGUUUCUCCAUCCGCAGGUCGCGGGCUUUUUCGCGAAGGCCGAGCAGGAGCUCCUGACUCGCCUCGUGCGCCCCGGCUUCCACCUGAUGCAGGUGCGGGCAUUCAUCGCCGCGGUGGAGCAGCAGACGCCUGCCUUCUGGAUAGGUCCUACAGGCUCUGCAGACUCUCGGCCGCCGGCAAGAGAGGGCGGCGACCCGCCGGGGGGCCUCGAGGCGGGCUCGCCGGUUUUCUACAGGGGCCUCUACGUCUCCGCGAUGGCGCGCGCGAUGGAUGCCUGCGUCGAGGAGUAUCUCAAGAAGCUCGUGGACAUCGAGACGCAGCUUCUUCUUCAGCCUCUGCUGCCUCUAACGGCUCUCCAUGCGCUUCUCGCCACCGAGCAGUGCAAGAUGGAGACGCUCUACGACAUCGUGUGCAAGGUCCGCAGCUUGGCGAUCGCGUGCCGCCUCGCCUCGGUUCCUUCGUUUUCUGCAACUUCAGCCUUUGCUUCCUCGGCUUCUUCCCUCCCUGCGCAGUCGGCGCUGCGUGAGCCCGCUCAGCGAGAAGAGUCGCAGACGUUGACGGUCUCCUGCGGCGCGCUGCUUGACUUUCUGUGGCAAGGCACGCGCAGCGGAAACUCUCUUGUGCAGCAGGUCUACCGGCCGCUGCUGGACGCCUGCGUGCACGUCUUCAUCUUCCAGCUCUCCUCUUGGCUGCUGGCUGGUCAGCUGCUCGACCCUUUUGGCGAGUUCUUUCUUGCGCGCCGCUCGCCGGUCUUUCCGCUCUCUUCGUUCUUUCCUUCGUCUUCCUUCUCGCUGUUUUCGGGGCUUCCUCUCUCGCAGAAUUUGAGGCGCGCGAGCCGCCCCCCCGCCGGCGACCAGACGUCGCUGUCUCUCUCUCUUUCUCUCUCGUCUCGUCCCUGCGUCGCGUCUCGUUCCUGCGCAUCUUCUUCGGCCGGCGCGUCUGUUUUCUCCGCUGGGCUCUCCGCGGACUGCUUCUCAUACGAGAACUUGACGCAGCCACUGUCGCCCGCAGAGCUCUGCUUCGAGUGGGAGUGCGACUUCUCCCUCGUCCCGCCGCGUCUGCCCGCGUCGUGCUUCCCUUCGCUCAAGGCUCCAGCCGCCGCGUCGUCGCCGGCUGUCUCCGCCUUGGGGGGGGCGCCCUCCGCGGGCCUCUUCGGCGCGAGCCGCGGCGACCGCAGAGCGCCGCUCCCAACUUUUCUUCCGCCGGCAGGGGCUGCCACCGUCGUCUUCGUCGGGAAAGCGGUGCGGGUGCUGACACGCAGCGGCCGCUGGACGGAGGCGCAGAUGCAGCAUCUGCGGCCGCUGGUCGCGCGCAUGCGCCGGGCGUUUCGCCACCCCGCCUCGCCAGCGUCUGUGAUUCUUCCUUGCCUUGAGGUCCUUCGGCGCAUUACCGGGCGCCUGCUGUGGGAGCUCAUCGCUGACGAGGCGGCGCUGGAGGAGCAGCUGCUUUUGCUUCACGAUUUUUUUCUUCUUGGCAACGGUCACUUUUUUCAAGUUUUUCUCGACGCGGCGACGCGCUGCACGCGGCGCCACUUCCCGGCUUCCGACUCGCUGGCGCCGUCGCCCUUCACGUCGCUUCUCUCCUCUGCGCGCCUCGCGACGACUUUCGAGCUCCAACUCCGUCGGUCGUGGCAGCACGCGCUGACUGAGACGGCCUCCUCGUCCGCCGAGACCUCCGAGCAGCCCUCGCGGCGCAUGCAGGGUGCCGAGCGGGAGAGAGAGACUUGUCGCCUCGCGCUAAAAGCCGACGCAGCGGAAGACGAAGGCGUGCGCAAAACAGCGUUGGAGCCUGCUGCGCGUCUGCGCGCGUCUUCCGCCUCGCGCGCGGCCUCUGCGACGCCGCGCUCUGCAACGCCACGCUCUGCGACACCACGCUCUGCGACACCACGCUCUGCGACACCACGCUCUGCGACACCACCCUCUGCGAUUGUGACGCCGAGGUCGCGUCCUCCCCUGCGGGCGCCCUGUGCCGCUCAGGCGAUGAACCACGCAGAAAGAAACCGCUUUUUUGUCGCGCGGCGACAGCGGGCGACGCCGCGCGCAGCGGGCGAGGCAGACGCGGAGAACCGCGCGCUCCGCGCCUUCCGCCUUCGCGUCCUCGGCCGCGGCUUCCACGUCGCAGACUUCUGCAGCGCAGAGAGUCGCCGGCUUGCGAUGACUCGCCGGUCGGAGGCGCGGCGAGCGCGCCAGCGACUCCGGCACGACCCAUUCGCGCGAGAGGACGGCGAUGGAGAGUCGGCAGCCUCCUCCUGCUUGCAAGUUGGAACGGACUUUGUGCUCCGCGGCCGCGCUCGAGUUCUCGAGAGCGGCGUGUUGGAGCUGGGGCGGGGAGGCGCGGGGGGCGAGGGCGAUCGGCAGUCGACCGCGGCGGCCGGCGAGGACGGAGGCAAAGCUCCGAGCUGCCCGCUGGCGGCCUGCAUCCACGUCGACAAACAGAGCGUCGCGCACGGGUUCAAGCACUCGGUGCGCUUUUGCGUGGCGCCGGCGUCUGCGGGCGCGGCUUCGCAUGGCGCGCUCGACCUGUCUGUGUCGUCGCCGACGUCUCUCUAUCCCGAGCUCGCGCAGCCGCUAGGGGCGGGGUUCGCCGUCGUCUUUCAGAGCGCGAAAACGCCCGCGUCUUUUCAGCCGCGCGCCCCCAGCCCCUCGUGCCCUGCCUGCGACACGAGCUGUCCUCUUUACUGGCCUCGAACGGGGGACUGCGUCGCUGUCGAGGUCCGCGUGGCGAAGCUCGCGCGCCGCGCGCUGCGGGCUCUCGAUCGCCACGAGCGCGGAGACGGCGCGGAGGACGCAAGCGAAGAGAGCGACGAGGGAGCGUUGUCGGAGUCCCUGCGCCUCGACGACGAGGCGGUGCUGGUUGCGGACGUUGCUCUCUUCCUCGGAGGAGUGCAGGGGAAGUGGGCACAGGGCCGGGUGGAGGGCGUGUCGGCGUCGUCGCCUGCAGCCUUAUUCGGCUCCUUCGCUGUGCCGCCGACGAGCGCGGAUGCCGCUUCCGCCGCCUCCUCUUCACCCCCGGAGGUCUUCAAAGUGCAGCAAGCUAGGCGCGAAUGGCCGCUUCACGCGUGCGAGGACUUGGCGGACGAGGCCCUCAGACUCAAGCUGCACUACCUGGCGGAGCGCCACGAGCUUCGGGUGUACGUACAGCGCGCCUCCGAGCGUGAAGAGGACCCAGAGGCGAAAGGCGCGCGGGACUCUGAGAAAGACAUGAGGAACCUGCAACCUUCCCUCCGGGCGAAAUCUGAGGAUUCCCCCGUUCUUCGGGUGCCGUUCUUUGACCUCGCCCAGGUCGUGACGACCGAGCAAGGCGCGGCGUUCGUCGGGUUGUUCAGCGUCCCUCUGUGUCAUGAGCAUCGCCUGGCGGCCUUAGCGCAUCCACGCGAGAGAGCCUCCCGCUGCACGAUGACAAGCAGUGACUGCCCGAUUCUCGUCCACGAGUGGAGCCACGAGGCGCAUCCGGGCCCCCUGCAACUGCCGUCGGCCGCGGCGCUUGGCGAGUUCCAGAAUGCCUCGCUGUCCGCGCCUGGCGCCGAGAGAGACUCGGGGCUCUCUCUGCACGCCAAACUGCGCUCGCAAGCGGAUCUGUGGCAGCAGCUGCAGCUGCUGUUUCUCCCGCGGUGGCCGAUUCCUCUGCUCAUCUCGUCCGCGAAUCUGGAGUGCUACAACGCCCUCUUCCAGUUCCUGCUCGAAACCAGGCACCUUCAUUUCGAGCUCCAGCGCCUCUGGCUGGACGGAGGCUUCAUCCGGAAACGGCAGUGGUGCCGGCGGCCAGGGGGCGGGCGCGCACGGGUCUCUCCCCGGGGUGCGGCGGGGGCCCGGGGGCCCCCGGCCGAAGCCCGCGAAGAAACUCAGAGCUGGGACGCGGUGUGGAUGCUCCGCGCGCGCAUGACGUUUCUGCUCGGUCACGUGCUGCAGCACCUGCUGACGGUAGUUGUUCAGCCGGCGUUCCGCCACUUGCAGAACGUGGUCCGGGAGAGCGUGGACUUUGAUCAGAUUAAGUGCAGCCACGAUAGUUUUCUUCUUCAGCUUGCCUCGAAAUGCUGGCUGCGGCUCUCUUCGCUCCUCCGGCCCUUCCUCCAGUCUCUGCAGAGCGUGCGCCGCUUCGUGGAGGUCUUCGGCUGCCUUGUCGAGCGCCACACUGCGACGCUCCGGGGGGGCCCGAGCCGCACCCGCGACGGCAGCGGCAGGAGUCACGCACUCGAUGCCUCGACGACCUCGGUAUCUGACUCGCUCUUCACUGAGGCGGUCAUGGGCGUCGAGGAGUGGCGCGUUGUGCGCGUGAAGCUGCGCGCGAUCCAGGACGAGCUCCAUAGGGGAGUUUUAGGAUUCUUCGCGGAACUUGCGGCGCUUCGCCAGAACCCGCUGCAUGCGCAGCUCGACGCGCUCAUGGUGGACUUUGACUUCAACGGCUUCUUUUCGAAGCUCUCGGGCCACAAAUUGCUCGGGGCUAUCUCCGCCUCCUCGCCCCAGCCUUCGCCGACUGCGUCCGCUCCUGCAGCGACGUCGUCUUCUUUCCGCGUCGUUCCAACGCGAGGUCCGUCUGCCGUAGCCGCGUCUGCCGCAGCGCUGGACGUCUUUGCCGCUGGACAGGGGCCCUCGAGGGGGACGCCCGCCGCAGCCGCGUCGCCGAUGCCGCAGUCUGAGGCGGAGGCGUGGAGAGACAGAGCCGCAGGCUCGAGGCGCCCAGGGACGCCGCGGCCGGCGCAGUUGAGCGAGGACGAAGAGACAGAGGAAGAGCCAGACGAAGAGUCAGGUGAAGAGGCGGACUCUGUAGGCGCAGGUGGAGGCGAGGGCGCGAGAAACGGCGCAGAGGGCUCGUUCGCGUUUCGGUGGGGCGGAGACGCGGAUAGCGAUGAGCGCAGUGGGUGGGAGAGCCGAGGAGACAGAGAGAGAAAAAGAGCAGACGCCUUCGAGUGGGAAGAUGGGCACGGUUUCAUGGAUUCAGGAGCAGCCUUUCUGCGUGCCCAUUCCUCUCUGUCGCGCGGCCCGUCGGCUUUCGAGCGCGGGCGCCAGGAAGCCCGUUCGCUUCAGAGACCGACCAACGCACCUUUCUCUCUACUGCGCGAUUCCCCGGAAGCCCCGGCGUCUCGCUGUCCGUCUUCGGCGGUCCCACUGCCGUCGUUUGCCUCCGUGUCUCACUCGCCUCCAUCUGCCCGGAGGGCCUUGGUCCCUCCGCCUCCGCCGGCGCCGAUGUUCGCGCCGGUGCGCGGCGGCGGAGUUGCUUCGGUGAGAGCGCCGCCGGAAGGGGGCGAGCGGCGGUCAAGCAGUCGAGAGUGCGGGGCUCCUUCCGCCGGGCGCGGGGAGCGUGUGGAGGAGCGCGCCGCGGGAGGCGCCGCUGUGGCUCCACCGGAAUGGAAGCCUCGUUUUCGCGGCUUUGCAGCGGACAGGCCCGCCGAAGAAAACGCACCCGGAGCCUCGCGGGAAAGCAAAAACUGCGUGGGGGUUCACGACGGGUCGCACGGGGCCCGCGGCUUCAAAGAGACGCCGCCCCAGCCGACAGACGCUUCGCUCCGGCAUCGCUCGCGGGACGCAGGAGCAGAGGGCGACUACAUGUGGGAUCCGAAUUUGUCUCGCGCCGAGGCAAGAAGAGACAGAGCCAGAGGCGACGCGGCAGCACAAGACACGACGCCGCACGCUCUCGGAGGAGACAGGGAUUCUUUCUGUGGCGACCUGCAAGCGCGGGCGAGGGCUGCGCUCAAGGAAGCGCGCGAGCGCGCCGCUCAGCGCAGGCUUCUUCAGUAUCAGCAGGACUCUCCAUCUUGGUCCUAG
This is a messenger RNA of Besnoitia besnoiti, 5943 nucleotides long. RefSeq lists its product as uncharacterized. The coding region runs from base 1 to 5943 and encodes 1980 amino acids. The transcript has 21 exons. The record is from RefSeq and is a predicted model, not a curated record. Gene Ontology annotation, molecular function: microtubule minus-end binding; gamma-tubulin binding. NCBI's taxonomy places the organism in Eukaryota, Apicomplexa, Conoidasida, Eucoccidiorida, Sarcocystidae. Gene Ontology annotation, cellular component: gamma-tubulin complex; spindle pole; equatorial microtubule organizing center. Gene Ontology annotation, biological process: mitotic cell cycle; meiotic cell cycle; cytoplasmic microtubule organization.